Molecule: messenger RNA, 2865 nt
Organism: Cladocopium goreaui
Lineage: Eukaryota; Dinophyceae; Suessiales; Symbiodiniaceae
Source: the annotation of a GenBank genome assembly
AUGACUGGCUCGGCUGGGGGUUACCAAGUGGGCUUUCAGCUCACGCCUUUGGGUCCUAAUGGCGAUUUGACUGCCCAUGACUUCAAGGGUGGGCCACAUCCCGUGGAGAAGGAUCCCAUUUUCCAUCUUUGUACAGAAAACCGCGAGAAAGGGAACAAGUUGGUUCAAGACGGCAAGUAUGAAGAGGCCAUUGCGCGCUACUCCGAGAUGAUCAUGCAGUCGCGUGCGCUUGAAAACGAAACGGACGUGCAGUGGACGGAGGAGGGACGGGAUAGUGUGCGGACACUGCGUGCUGCGGCGUACCUGAACCUGUCCCUAUGCUUUCUGAAAUUGAAGCAGUGGCAGCACUCCGUGAACACCGCCACACGCGCCAUCCAGGGAGACAAAGAUCCCGCGGAUCCAAAGGAGAACGUCUUGCCGCCGGAAAAGAAGGCGAAAGCCCUUUUUCGGAGAGCGUUAGCUCAGAAAGAUGGUUUUGAGAAGUUGGAUGAAGCUCUGAAGGACCUGAAAAAAGCGCUGGAAUAUGUUCCGGACGACAAGUCCAUUCAGUUGGAGCUGCAACGGGUGAACCAGGCCUUAGCCAAGGAGAAGAAGAAAACCGACAAGAAACUUGCUGGUUUCCUCUCCGAUGCGAAGACGGGCGGCGGCAUCUUUAGCGAGGCGGAGCGGCAGCGCGACACCAGCGGGCCAGAGCUGCCGCAGGAGCCAGUGAAGGUACGCGAUGGACUGUGGCUGGUUCCCAAGGAGGAGGAUCAAGAUGCCAAGGAAGCUACGGAGGCUGGCAUCGAUCUGGAUGAGCUGGGUCGCGAGAUCAAUGAGCUCAGGGAGGAUAAGCCGGAAGUCUUCAGCGAGCUCAGGGAAAAGAUGAAGACCAUGAUUGAGGAGGAAGCCGCGAAGCGUGAUGCAGCAGAUGAAGUGUCUAGGUUCCUGUCGGUGCUUGACGGGCACUGUUUCCAUUCCAAGAAACGAGUUUUCCGCGGCGCAACUUUUCCUCGUGCCGCGCAGCGUUUCACGGCGUCGUUGCGCUGGGUUGAAGGUCUAAGAUGGCGCCACAACACGGGCACGGUGCAGCUGUUUAUGCCUUUGGAGAAAGCCUUGGAAGGUCUUCACGAAACGGAUUUUGAGGUGCGCGUGUCGCCCAGUGAACUGGUGGUCCGAUGUUUGAAGGGUCCACGAAAGAGCGAGGUCGUAGGGGGCGUCAGCGGAAGAUUGACCCAUGAGGUUCAGCCCGGUCAGUGCUGGUUUGCUGUUGAGCGAGAUGUUCGAGAUCCUGAACGGCGGCUGAGACAUUUGGUCAUCGAGCUGGCAAAAAAGAUCCCUGGAAAGCCGUGGACGGAGAAACAAAUCUUUAAGGACCACAAUGAGAUCUUCCAGCGGCGUGCGUUUGCUUGGACUCCUGCGCAGGAACGCGAAGUACAAGAUGACUGGAGAACCUUGCCGCCGGGGCGGAUUCCUGAUGUGCAGGAUCCCUUUGUGAUGUCCCGCAGCUGGCUCUGCAACGAGCUCCAGCAGGGUCAAAAUGAUCAGCACGUCUAUUUUCGCAUCGUCUUGGAUCAGAAGAAGUUGGAUGAAGCUCUGGAAAAAGUGCCCUACUUCAGGCUCUUUGGCGCAGACAUCUGCGAACGUUACUUCAAACUCUUCAUUCGUGGUGAUGAAUCCUCACCGAUCAUGUUGGGUGAGCUGGGAGGAUCCGUCCUCCCGGACUUCACGGAAAUUGAAUUGACCAGCGUGACGCGAGAGGUAGAAGGACACCGGAUCAGAGGAACGAUGGAAACACUGCCCUGCUUGGACGUGACGUUGCUGAAAGCAGAGUCCGCAAAAAGCUGGGACGAGUUGAUCUACUCAGAACAAGAGGUGCUGAACAAACCUCAGGGCAGUCUGGAGGAUUUUCAGGUCCAGCGAAGCAGGCGGCGAGAGGUUUCACCGGACCGUGCCGAUUGGACACCAGACGACUUUGCGGAUGAACAGAAGGAGAAAGCCGACGCCGCGUUCAAAGACGGUGAGUACCGUGAUGCCGUCGUGUACUACACCCGUGCACUGCGACAUACGCCACGAAAUGAAAGGCUGUUGUCCAACCGGAGCGGGGCCUAUUGCAAACUCUCCAAGUUCCAGUUGGCUUUGGAUGAUGUGGAACUCGCCAUGCAGAUUGAGCCAAAGUGGCCCAAACUUUUUUACCGCAAGGGUCACGCUUUACGCGGGCUGAGAAGAUGGAACGAGGCCUUGGAGGCUUUCGGAGAGGGCAAGGUGUUGGAUCCACAGAAUCCGGACUGGGACAAGGAGGUCCUUGUUGUGGGGCUGGAUGCAGCUGGCAAGACCUCUCUGCUGUACAAGUUGAAGCCCAAAAAGGUUGAGAUGACCAUCCCAACCAUCGGUUUCAACGUGGAACAUGCCGAGCUCUGCCCUGGCGGCGGCGGCUGCGAGCUGAUCAGCAUCGACGCCUGGGACGUGGGUGGACGUGAUAAGCUUCGACCCUUAUGGCGUCACUUCUAUGCGGAGAAAAAUGCGGUCAUCUUUGUGAUAGACAGCAACGAUCGUGAACGAUUUCCGGAAGUGAAGGAUGAAAUCAGGAAGAUCUACAUGGAAGAUCAGCUUUCAGAUUUGCCAAUGCUAAUCUUUGCCAACAAGCAAGACCUCCCCCACGCCGCACGCGCCUCGGAACUGGUUGAAGCGCUAGAGCUGCAGACUCUGCGACAGAAGUGGCAGAUCUUCGAAAGCAGCUGCUUGAAGAACCAAGGCAUCCAGGAAGGCAUGGCGUGGCUGGUGUCAGCCAUUCAUGGCGUAGCUGUCUCCACGCCGCGGAAAACGCCGAAGGAGGUGGGUUCUGAUGCCUCCACCCUGGCCAGCGAUGGCGAAAUCACACCGUAG